Molecule: messenger RNA, 3086 nt
Organism: Dromiciops gliroides (monito del monte)
Lineage: Eukaryota; Metazoa; Chordata; Mammalia; Microbiotheria; Microbiotheriidae
Gene: IRF6
Product: interferon regulatory factor 6
Exons: 8
Coding region: 144-1544 (466 amino acids)
Biological process (GO): regulation of transcription by RNA polymerase II; immune system process
Cellular component (GO): nucleus
Molecular function (GO): RNA polymerase II cis-regulatory region sequence-specific DNA binding; protein binding; DNA-binding transcription factor activity, RNA polymerase II-specific
Source: RefSeq, a predicted model, not a curated record
CAGCGGCGGUGACGUGAGCUCCGCGCACCUGGGCUGGGCAGGUAAGGGCUGGUGUGGGACUGGGAGCGGAGCCUGGAGUCCCCGCCCGGAUCGAGCCAACCACCAGUCUCCUCUGUCGGCCUGGAGCGCAGUGGUGGCGGAUCAUGGCUCUCCAACCCCGAAGAGUCCGCCUGAAGCCCUGGCUGGUGGCCCAAGUGGACAGCGGCAUGUACCCUGGGCUUGUCUGGCUACACAGGGAAUCUAAACGCUUCCAGAUUCCCUGGAAACAUGCAACUCGACAUAGCCCUCAACAUGAGGAGGAAAAUACUAUCUUCAAGGCCUGGGCUGUGGAAACUGGGAAAUACCAGGAAGGAGUUGAUGACCCCGACCCAGCCAAGUGGAAGGCCCAACUCCGAUGUGCUCUGAACAAGAGUCGGGAAUUCAACCUGAUGUAUGAUGGCACCAAGGAGGUGCCCAUGAACCCGGUGAAGAUAUAUGAAGUCUGUGAUAUCCCCCAGCCCCAGGGCUCAAUUAUUAACCCAGGAUCCACAGGGUCUGCUCCAUGGGAUGAGAAGGAUAAUGAACUUGAUGAGGAAGAGGAAGAUGAGCUAGAUCAAUCACAACCUCAUAUGCCACUCCAGGACGCCUUCCCUUUCCUGAACAUCAGUGGAUCUCCUAUGGCGCCAGCCAGUGUGGGAAACUGCAGCGUGGGAAACUGCAGCCCUGAAGCAGUGUGGCCCAAAACAGAACCCCUGGAAAUGGAAGUACCCCCAGCUCCCAUGCAACAUGACUUCUUUAGUUCUCCAGAAUUAUGGAUCAGCUCUCUGCCAAUGACAGAUUUGGACAUUAAAUUCCAAUACCGUGGGAAGGAGCUGGGGCAGACAACAGUGAGCAACCCUCAGGGCUGCCGACUCUAUUAUGGUGAUCUGGGGCCCAUGCCAGACCAGGAGGAGCUUUUUGGUCCUGUUAGCCUGGAGCAGGUGAAGUUCCCUGGGCCAGAUCAGAUCACUAAUGAAAAGCAGAAGCUGUUUACCAGCAGGUUGCUGGAUGUCAUGGACAGGGGACUGAUCUUGGAAGUCAGUGGCCAUGCCAUUUAUGCCAUCAGAUUAUGCCAGUGCAAGGUUUACUGGUCUGGGCCAUGCGCCCCUUCACUUGUAGCCCCCAACUUGAUUGAGCGGCAAAAGAAGGUCAAGCUAUUCUGCCUGGAAACCUUUCUCAGCGAACUCAUUGCCCGCCAGAAAGGACAAAUAGAGAAACAACCACCUUUUGAGAUCUAUUUGUGUUUUGGGGAAGAAUGGCCUGAUGGGAAACCCCGAGAGAGGAAACUCAUUGUGGUUCAGGUAAUUCCAGUGGUUGCAAGGAUGAUCUAUGAGAUGUUUUCUGGCGAUUUCACCCGGUCCUUUGACAGUGGCAGUGUCCGCCUGCAGAUUUCGACUCCAGAUAUCAAAGAUAAUAUUGUUGCCCACUUGAAGCAGCUAUACCGCCUCCUCCAGACCCAGGAAAGCUGGCCUCCCAUGAACCCUCCCCCCAACAUGCAUAUGGCCCCUGCCCUACCGGCCCAAUGAUCUUGGUUGCUGCAGCCCUCUUCCCCUUUUCUAAAUAUUGUACAUAUGAAUAUUUUUUAUUAUUCAGAUUUGUUAACUGACUUUUAGCUCUAACUUCUCUAUAACAAUGUUAAUAGUUUCUGUAUGUUUCCUACUCUGCCUAGCUUUUUUAAAAACUUGAUUUUAAUUUAUAUCAAAGAUCAGAUUGUAUAAAUUUCCUAUUUUUCAUUCUCAAAAGGCCCACUGGGGUUAAGUGUAGUGGCAUAAUGUAAGGGAAAGAACCUAGAAUGGGAGUCAGGAAACCUGGCUUCUAUAAGCUUAAGCUACUGACUUGUUAUGUGACCUCAACCAUGUCUCUGGGCCUCCAUGAAAAUGCUAAGAGAUUGAUCUCGGUCAUCUCUGUGUUCCCUCCAACUCAAACAUUCCAUGACUCGGUGACUGAAUUGUCACCUUGAAAAAUAUCUCAGAACAGAAUGACCUCCCUUUUAUUCCUUCCCUGCCCCAUGCUGGUGAUUUAGUACAAAGAAGCCUGGAUUGGAAGCCAUUGAACUUGUUUGAAUACCUGGCUCUGUCACUUAACUGUUUAUGUGUGGAACUCAGGGAAAAUUACUUAUCCUCUCCGGUCCUCAGUUUCUUCAUCUAAAAAGAGGAGGAUUUGGACUAAAUGCCCUUCACUCUAAACCUGUUUCCCUACAUUGCUUUGUCCUCAGACCACCAGAAUCGUCUGUCUUUCAUUAAAUUUCCCUCAAGUGCUAAUUGUUCAGGAUGGAGCUCUGUUUGACCUGCUCAUCUAGAAAGCAAACUGCCAGGUUGGGGGGAAUGAGAGGGAGGGGCUACCUGUGGUUGCUUAGAAACUUGGCUCAAUAUUUAAAUAGAAGAGGGUGCCAAAGUCUGAAAGUCUCCUGUGUGUAAAGUCUCAUAAAUUGAACCUCUAAAAAGAAGCUGUCGACAAUAGCUAGCUCGGGAUUUGGUGGAAGAAUAGGUUAUGUUUACCCUGUCAUCCCUCAAAUACAUGUAAGUGUGUGUGUUGUGGAUGUGUGUAUGGCUCAGAUCAUUCUUUUCAGAAGAAGGAUGGAGGUUUUGUCCCUUUUUUUUCAAGGCCACCUUGGGAGUGGGGUCAGUUUGGUUGGGUUUUUGCUAUUUGAGGAUAAAUUCCCAUGGUAACAGAGGGGCCUUUAGAAUUCCUAGUAUUCUUUGCAGCAGGAGGCUUAAUAUUAAGUCAGCAAACAUUUAUCGAGCACCUAUUAUUGUCAGAGUAUUGUAUAAGGGAUACUAUAAUUGAAAAAUGAGUUUUUGUCUUCAAUAAGUUUCCAUUCUACUGGGAAUAUACAUUGUUUUGCUUAACUAAAUGGACCAGGGACACAAAGGUAUAAUAAGGGUUUUCCAAUUUUAUUCUCUAUAUCACUUGAGUCUCACCUAGUGAGGUAGGUGCUCUUAUUAUUUCCAUUUUACACGAGGAAACUGAGGCAGAGAGGUUCUGUGACUUGCUGAGGGUCACACAACUAGGAAGUGUCUGACACAGGUUUCAGACUUGGGUCUUCCUCACUAAGUCCAGCACUAUUC